AUGAUGCCGGAGAAGGAGCAAUUGGGUCUUGAUUCAGAGAUGAAGCGCUACAGAAAUGGCGAAACCUGGGAAUUUGAGGAUGACAUUGACGAUACAUCUGUUUCUGUCUCGGAUGGUGUUUUGUUGGGGUUGGACGGUGGAACAACAUCCACUAUUUGCAUUUGUAUGCAAAUGGUUUAUUUUUCGCAUUCUCAGCUUCAAUCUCUUCCUGUCCUUUCAAGGGCUGUUGCUGGUUGCUCUAAUCAUAAUAGUGUUGGAGAAAUUGCUGCAAGGGAAACAUUAGAGCAAGUUAUGGCAGAUGCUCUUUCAAAGUGUGGUUCAAAACGAUCUUCCGUACGAGCUGUUUGUUUGGCUGUUUCUGGUGUUAACCAUCCUACGGAUCAACAAAGAAUUCUCAGUUGGCUUAGGGAUAUAUUUCCAAGCAAUGUGAGGUUAUAUGUUCAGAAUGAUGCUGUUGCUGCACUUGCAAGCGGAACAAUGGGUAAACUUCGUGGAUGCGUGUUAAUUGCUGGCACAGGAACCAUUGCAUAUGGAUUUACAGAAGAUGGAAAAGAAGCAAGAGCUGCAGGAGCAGGACCUGUCUUAGGUGACUGGGGCAGUGGAUAUGGUAUAUCUGCACAGGCAUUAACUGCGGUAAUAAGAGCACAUGACGGUCGCGGUCCAAGUACAACGCUGACAACUAGUAUUUUACAAACGCUUGGUCUUUCUUCUGCAGAAGAAUUGAUUGGGUGGACCUACGCAGAUCCAUCAUGGGCCCGCAUUGCAGCGCUUGUUCCAGUUGUAGUAUCCUGUGCCGAGGCCGGUGAUGAGGUUGCAAAUAAGAUCUUACUAGAAUCUGCACAAGAACUUGCUUCAAGUGUUAAAGCUGUUGUAGGGAGACUUGGAUUGUGCGGUCAAGAUGGAAAGGAUGCUUUUCCUCUUGUCAUGGUCGGCGGUGUUCUUGAAGCAAAUACACGGUGGGAUGUAGGGAAAGAAGUAAUGAAAUGCAUUUCCAAAUACUUUCCUGGGGUGGUUCCCAUUAGACCUAAGGUGGAGCCUGCUGUUGGGGCAGCAUGGUUAGCUUGGAAUUUUUUCAUGAAAGAAUAUAACAAGGAAUUAUGCAGCAGCUGA
This is a messenger RNA of Lathyrus sativus (Indian pea), 1110 nucleotides long. Lineage: Eukaryota; Viridiplantae; Streptophyta; Magnoliopsida; Fabales; Fabaceae. The record is from the annotation of a GenBank genome assembly.